Molecule: messenger RNA, 2010 nt
Organism: Pichia kudriavzevii
Lineage: Eukaryota; Fungi; Ascomycota; Pichiomycetes; Pichiales; Pichiaceae
Exons: 1
Coding region: 1-2010 (669 amino acids)
Biological process (GO): cellular response to gamma radiation; cellular response to X-ray; telomere maintenance
Cellular component (GO): Ku70:Ku80 complex; nucleus
Molecular function (GO): telomeric repeat DNA binding; double-stranded DNA binding; damaged DNA binding
Source: RefSeq, a predicted model, not a curated record
AUGGAAGAUCAAAAGUAUAGGGAUGAAUCCGAGGAUGAAGACAACGUGAUUUAUAAUUUCCAUGAGGGAAUUGUAUUGGCUAUUCAUUUAUCACCAACUAUGUAUAAGAAAUUGCCUGCGCUGUUUUCUACAUUUUUAUUGCUGCUUAAGACAUUGAUCAAAUCCAUGCCUAAAACUGGACUUGGGAUAUACUUUAGUAACUGCUCGAAAGAGAAUAAAGAUGAUGAUCAGAUUCAGUCAUCGGAAGGAAUUUUCAAAUUGAUAAAACUAGGCGAUAUAAAUCAAACAACGUUGAAGGUUAUCGAUAGGUAUAUUAAGAAUGCUACAAGAGGAGAACCUUUGAUGGGAAUAUCCUCUAGAGAAAAAGAACUGUGGGCUGAACUUCUACCUGCUCUAGAGGAUGACGCUGAAUUGCAUUUUGGUGAAUCAUUAUACAGGAUUCUACAUGAGGCGAUGAAGGACUUCAACAAACCCACUCCGAAAACUGACGAAUAUACCAGCAAGAAAAUAUUUUUCUUUACUGACUGUUUAAAGCCUUACAAUGAGGACAACUUUCUCAAGGAGAAAAUUCAGAAUAAACUCAGGGAGUUGAAUAGCAACAAGAUAACCGUGUAUCCGUUCAUACUACGUCCGCAUGAUGAUGAUGAUAAUGAUAAUGGUGCACCGAUAAAAAAGGAAGACGAUACAGAAAGUCAAGUUUACCAGGACCGCUAUGUACAACUUAAAGAGUUUAGAGAAUUGUUUGACUACCCCGCAGGAGCAGAGGGGAAAAAGUAUUUGCCGGUUAUCGAUGACUUAACACUUGAUGCACUUGAAGAAAAGCUAAUCAAACACACCACAAUGAGAAACUACAAUUUCCAGUGCCCCCUGAUAUUGAGAAAUGGUUUCCAGAUACCUGUGAAAGGCCUAAAUUUAUUAACCACAGCCGAAUGGAAAAGGGUAAAGUUUUAUAACAGUAAUAAUAGAUUGCAUUACGCUUUUCGGAAAAAUAUUUUUGCACAGGAUAACCUAAUAAUUGAGGAUGAAGACAUAGUUAAAGCCUGCAAGGUAGGCGAUCAAUUCUUCCCAUACAACGAAGAAACUUUUUCUGAAUGCUUAAAGUUUGGCGAAAAAGAUGCCCCACUGCUUCGUGUUAUAGGAGCAAGGAAGUUCACACAUGUAACUAAGUCACAUACCAUCAAUAAAUCUGUGUUCGUCAUAGCAGAUGAGAAUACCAAAGAGGAAAGCUCACUGGAGAGAUUCGCUGCCUUGUACAAGUCUUUGUGUGAAAAACAAAUGGUUCUACUAUGUUGGGGAAUGACCCGGAAACGAUCGAAUCCAAGAAUAUACUAUUUAGUCCCUACAACAAUAGCUGAAGAGCAAUUUUUUUUUAAAAAGUUCCCCCAGUCGUUGGCUAUGAUUGAAAUACCAUUUGCGGAUGAAAUUCGGAAAGCACCCGAAUAUAUCGAUCAGUUGGAAUCCUUGGACAGGGUGGACGGGUCUGGAAUGCUUGAUUCAUUGAUUGAAGACUCAACUGUUCCUCAUUUCAAGACCUUCCCGAAUCCUGCGCUAGCAUGGAAGUUCAAGGUAAUGGAAGAACACAUUUUACAGGUAGAACUUUCUGAGAAAGAACAGACUCAGAAUAUUGGUGACCGACAGCUGGAAGUAGAUGAUAUGUACCAACAACUUCUUGAGAUGAAGCAAAAAAUUGAAAGUAACCCAAUAACAUCAGCCAUUGUUCAGAAAUUAGUGAAUAGAUAUAACUGUAUUUCCAACGACAACGAGUUAAAAAGGAUAUCACAAGAGUCACAAACCAAUGCUAAUAAGAAAGCUAAAAUCGUUGGAUCCCAACUCACUCUCUCUGAUUCUAAAGUGGCUUUAUAUUAUAAAGAAUAUGGAUUGACUAAUUGUACAAAUGAUAUGCUUAAAAAAUACAUUAGCUCGAAAGGUGGAGUUAUCAAAGGCGGCAGAAACAAAGGUGAGAUGAUUUCAAAUAUUGUGGAGUAUUUGAAUAAGUAUAACCUUUUAUAG